CCCUUGUAAGGACAAUAAUCCAAACACGUUUUUAUGUGGUCUUUGAUUGAGGACCAUCUAACACUAUUUGCCCAUUUUUAGCAACCUCUUCUUCUCUUAAAGCUCUCUACUCUACAAUUCUGCUUCCUAGCAGACAGAACCAGAGAGAGUGAGGUAGCUAAACAAUGGCAGUUUGCCCAGUAUACACCACCCAAUCUCUCAAUUCAACAUGUUCAGUCUCCACACCAUCAAAAACCCACUUCAGUUCUCACCACAACCACCUAGUUUUCUACAGAACUAGCAAGAGAACUAGCAAGAGAGGUGGCAGCAGCUCAUGUGUGAUAACCUGCUCAGCUGGUGACUCACAAACAGUUGUGAUUGGUUUAGCUGCUGACUCAGGAUGUGGGAAGAGUACCUUCAUGAGGAGGCUAACAAGUGUGUUCGGUGGUGCAGCUGAGCCACCAAAGGGAGGCAACCCUGAUUCCAACACACUGAUCAGUGAUAUGACCACUGUGAUAUGUUUAGAUGAUUAUCAUUCACUUGACAGAACUGGAAGGAAAGAGAAGGGAGUGACAGCACUUGACCCAAGAGCCAACGACUUUGACCUCAUGUAUGAACAAGUUAAGGCUCUCAAGAGCGGUAUUGCUGUCGACAAGCCUAUCUACAACCAUGUUUCUGGUCUCUUGGAUCCUCCUGAGCUAAUUAAGCCUCCAAAGAUCCUUGUCAUCGAGGGACUGCACCCCAUGUUUGAUGAACGUGUGAGGGAUCUGUUAGACUUCAGUAUCUAUUUGGAUAUCAGCAAUGAGGUCAAAUUUGCAUGGAAAAUUCAGAGGGACAUGGCUGAGAGAGGACACAGCCUUGAAAGCAUUAAAGCCAGUAUUGAAGCCAGGAAGCCUGAUUUCGAUGCCUUUAUCGAUCCUCAAAAGCAAUACGCCGAUGCAGUAAUCGAAGUGCUCCCAACUCAGCUGAUCCCAGAUGACAAUGAGGGGAAGGUUUUGAGAGUGAGGUUGAUAAUGAAAGAAGGGGUGGAGCAUUUCAGUCCAGUUUACCUAUUUGACGAAGGCUCAACCAUCUCAUGGAUACCAUGUGGAAGGAAGCUCACUUGUUCUUACCCUGGCAUCAAAUUCUCCUAUGGCCCUGACACAUACUUCGGCCAUGAGGUUUCUGUUCUGGAGAUGGACGGGCAAUUUGACAGAUUAGAUGAACUGAUAUACGUAGAAAGCCAUUUAAGCAACCUCUCUACCAAGUUCUAUGGAGAAGUCACUCAACAAAUGUUGAAGCAUGCUGAUUUCCCAGGAAGUAACAAUGGAACUGGCCUCUUCCAAACCAUUGUGGGGUUGAAGAUAAGAGACCUGUAUGAGCAAAUUACCGCUAGCAAAACUGCAGCUCCAUUACAAGCAACAAAAGCCUAAGAGUUUCCUCAUACAUUGGGCAAGGCUUUGGCUUUGGCUUCACUCUUUUAAGCUUUCCACAAUUUCCACCUCCUAUGUAUUUAUUUUCUCCUGUUGUAAUUUAGAAAAACGAAUCAGAGAUCAAAUUCAAGAAGUUCAUACAAGGAUUCCAUCA
Messenger RNA from Gossypium raimondii (Peruvian cotton), 1545 nucleotides. Its product is annotated as phosphoribulokinase, chloroplastic. Gene Ontology annotation, cellular component: chloroplast; cytoplasm. Gene Ontology annotation, molecular function: phosphoribulokinase activity; ATP binding. Bases 165 to 1391 code for a protein of 408 amino acids. The transcript has 5 exons. Lineage: Eukaryota; Viridiplantae; Streptophyta; Magnoliopsida; Malvales; Malvaceae. Gene Ontology annotation, biological process: carbohydrate metabolic process. The record is from RefSeq and is a predicted model, not a curated record.